GCCGUGCCGCCCGCCUCGCCGCCGCCAUGCUGCCCGGGGUGGGGGUGUUCGGCACCGGGCUGACGGCGCGGGUGAUCGUGCCGCUGCUGAAGGCGGAGGGCUUCGCCGUGAAGGCGCUGUGGGGCCGCACGCCCGAGGAGGCGGAGGAGCUGGCCAAGGAGAUGAGCGUCCCCUUCUACACCAGCCGCAUCGACGAGGUGCUGCUGCACCAGGACGUCGACCUGGUCUGCGUCAACCUGCCGCCGCCGCUCACCCGGCAGGUCGCCGUCAAGACCCUGGGCAUUGGAAAAAAUGUCAUCUGUGACCGAACGGCGACUCCGCUGGAUGCCUUCAGGAUGAUGACUGCGGCUCAUUACUACCCAAAGCUCAUGAGCAUCAUGGGGAACGUUUUACGCUUCCUGCCUGCUUUUGUGAAGAUGAAACAGCUGAUCCAGGAGGGUUACGUGGGGGAGCUGCUGGUGUGCGAGGUGCAGGUUCACAGUGGAAGCCUGCUAGGCAAGAAGUACAACUGGAGCUGUGACGACCUGAUGGGAGGCGGCGGCUUGCACUCGGUCGGCACCUACAUCAUCGACCUCCUGACCUUCCUCACCAGCCAGAAGGCCGUGAAAGUGCACGGGCUGCUCAAGACCUUCGUGAAGCAGACGGACCACAUCAAGGGGAUACGGCAGAUCACCAGCGAUGACUUCUGUACGUUCCAGAUGGUCCUGGAAGGAGGCGUGUGCUGCACGGUGACGCUCAACUUCAACAUCCCGGGGGAGUUCAAACAAGACAUCAUCGUGGUGGGUUCGGCAGGACGGCUGAUUGUAAUAGGCACUGACCUCUACGGACAGAGCAACAGCUCUCCUCAGAGGGAGCUGCUGCUCAAGGACUCCACGCCAGUCAGCAACUCCCUGCUUCCGGAGAAAGCCUUCAGUGACAUCCCAUCGCCCUACCUCCGGGGCACCAUUAAGAUGGUCCAAGCUGUCCGGCAAGCGUUUGAGGACCAGGACGACAGGAGGACCUGGGACGGGAGGCCCCUUACGAUGGCUGCCACUUUUGACGACUGCCUGUACGCCCUGUGCGUGGUGGACACCAUUAAAAAGUCAAACCAGCUGGGGGAGUGGCAGAACAUUUCAAUCAUGACUGAGGAGCCAGAACUGAGCCCGGCAUACUUAAUCAGCGAAGCCAUGAGGAAGAGCAGGAUGUCUCUGUACUGCUAGCUCCUCCUUAGCUCCUAGGAAAGAAUAGGAACCAGACAGCUCUCGAAGGAGAUGGUAAUUCAGCCCCUGUGAAGGGCUCGGGUAUUUUAGAAACAGAUGAAGACAAGGAAAUACAGUGUUUGGAUCAACUGCUGUUGGCAGCUAAAUGCUGAAGUGAUAAUGGUCCUUCAAAAUGCCCAAAACAGAUAGGAGACGUAAGAGCUGAUAUAACUUAACUGUUUUAAUAACAGUAUUAGCUGGGCGAUUGGCAAGAUAUAUCACGGACUCAUCUCCUGCUUGCAGGUGCUUUAGAUUAUCCAAUUGUGUUUACUGUGAAAGGUUGGGAAGAUCCUUUUAGAUUUUCCUUACCUACCAGAGGGCUGUGAAGGUACUGUCAUGUCGUUAAAUUUUCUGUAGUGUCUGACAUGAAUGGUUCCUCCCAUGACAGCUGACACCACCACGCUCUAUUACGACACCUCUAACCAACACGCAGAAUAACAGGACUUGGUGUGAAAGUGUUGCGUGACAGGGAAAAUCUUGGCAGCUCGCUUUUCAUACAACCUGUUAGGAGCUUCUCUGUGUUGGUUUAGCUAGUUGGUUUUUGUUUGAUUUGUUGUUGUUUUUCUUUUUUUUUUUUUUUAAAGCACAAUUAAGUAGGAAAAUAUGUGGCUUUUAAAACAAAGCAGUCCUCAACCACAGUGCAUAUGCCCCAGUAUUUGGGGAGGGAGGGUCUUCUGUGAGCUCCCUGUAGGCUUCAGUGUUAUGUAUUUGCUGACUGAAUGGGUUGUGGAAAACCUUUCACGGAUGACAAGUGGCGUGACACAGUAGUGAUGGUGGGUUUUAUUACACAGCCAAACUCAGGCUAGUCUUACGAAGGUUUCCUGUGUCUGGGACUGAGUUUUGAGUGAAUUCAUCGUGUGUUUUGGUUCUAGGUGGAAAACAGUAGAAACACAACCCAAAACCAUACAAUGUUUAGGUGAGCAGUGUUCUUUUAAACCUUUGUGAACUCACACUUGAGAGAUGCACACCAACAAGUAAUUUCCCAUCCCUCAACCCAGAAGCUCUCACCUCCACCAAGAGGUGAUUGUGACUGAAAAACAAAGGGAUGAGAAAAUUUCCCGUCCAUUUCCAAGGAAAAAAAUUGACAUAGGACUCCCACUCUCCUCAUCUCCCUGAAGUGGCCAGCUACUGGUACUGUAGUAAUCAUUCCCUGUCAUCAGUGCAGGGGUGGACAAACUCUUUUGAUACGCUUGUCCUGUUCUUCUUUUUAAUAUUUUAGUUUGCAGUCUUGAAAUAAUAUAUUCUUUUGAGAAUAUCUUCUUGAAUGAUUAUAGUGAAAGGCACAUAAAUUAUCCCAGUAAGCAGGGAUACUGUUUUUCUGCAUAAAGCUGCUCCAGUGCUGAUGUGUUUACAGCGCUAGGUCUUCAGACAGUAAAAAAAGUAGAACGCAAGCAUACAGCACUAAAUUAUAUUAAACUUGAGAAAAACCUUUUCAGGGUUUGUUUUGUUAACUUUGAUGAGGGGAAAGAAGAGAGCAUUUGGAUGAAAAGAGAAGAUUGAAUGAAAAGAGAAAACAUGACCCCUCUUUCUCAAGGCCAUCCCAUUAGUGUGGCCCUUUUAGGUCAGAAAAAGAACUGUCAGAGUAAUUUAGAUUUUUUUAAACCACUUACAGUUUUGCUGUUUUUAGGAGUACUAAGGACUUCUAUAGGGUUUUUCCUACAAAUGUCUCCAUCUGAUUGCUCUGUGCUCUUGGCUGUCCUUUGCCCAGUUUUAGAGCUUCGUGGUUUUGAACAGGAGGGCAUCAAUAGUGUGGUUUAUCUCAUCUGACUUUAACCAGUGGAAAGUCAUUUGUCUUGUCCUGAUCAGCAAGGACACAGCAGUCAAUACAGAGAGAGCUCUCCAAAGGCUGACUCAGUUUGUCCUAAGAUUAAUUUAGAAGGAGGUGUCCAUUGGAAAUGCCCGUCCUCCUCCUUUGCAGAGAAUUUUGGCUUCUACAUUUUUAGGUGACUCCCAGCCUGAAAUUAUUCAUGGGUGCUUAAUUUUUCAAGAGCGUAUGUGUGACCUUUCAUUAAAUAGUCCCCAAAGUGUAAUAGUGUGACUGAUGAAGGAAUAAUGUAAUACUGCAAAACCACACCCUAAGGGACAAUUGUUUCUAUCCAUGUUGUUCUGCCAGUUUCAGCAACUCUCUCUAGGCCUGACUGUUUCUGCUAAGACCUCAGACAAGCUUUCAUUAUUCCUUCUUGAAAGCAGUUCUUGACAAGUCUGGUUGGUUUUCCUAAAAAUUGAUUUAUUUGAGAAUUUCUGAAGUAGUAUCUGUGCCAACAGGAAUUUCCUAUUGUAAUUGUCAUGGUAUACUAUGCUAUCCAGUUCCUACUCUGAAGAGUACACAGAGUAACGUGAGAGAUUUUGACCAAGGAAUCACCUAUCUCUCUCCUGAAAAAUGGAAUUAGACCCAAGGGGAUCAAGAGAGUUUUCACAAAGUAAAGCUAAAGCCAUUUACUGAAAAUAGUGGCCUAGUUCAAGUCAUGAGUGCAAAUCUGGUAGAUAAUUAACCAUGUACAGUUAAACAUCAUCCAAAAGUGGAAUCAAACAUGGACCAAAAUGUUUGUGAAUCUUGCUUCUCAGUGGUUUGGCCCUUGUUCUGGAAUUGCCGUUCAUGUCUUUGCGCUUCAUUUUGGUUUACAAAUGUUGACCAUUUUUCCUGUCUGUGUUUUCUUCUUUCCUCUGUCUUUCUGAGUUUUGUGAUGCCAGUUGGAAGCAGCCCCUGCAAUGAACAGUCCCCAGGCGAGACACAGUGCAUAGGGAUAAAACUACUGAGCUCAACCUUUCUGUCCCUGAUCCAAAGGUUUAGGUGACAGGCAUCAUCCAUCCUCUGUGCAGACUUAGUGAUGCAGCUAGUGCUGCUUAGCAGAAAGAAAAUCUAAUGCUUUGGUUACACAGACACCUGAUGCUGUUUUUAGUACUGCCUUGCAAGUGGGUUGAACCCUGUACAGCUCGCUGUGUGACUGCAGUGCUGGCCCCAGAGAGACAGGCAGAACGAGCAGGGACAGGGUGGGACCUCCUCUUCUGAUGGCAACAGAGAUCUCAUGCUGUGUUUAGGUGAAUUUGUUAUCUAACUGGAAUGGCAGCAGUAGCUGCAUAUAUUCAGGACUUUACAGCUGUUAUUCCAUUCUCUAGGAAGUGAAAGGGCUGUAGUGUCAAGUAUAAACAUACUAAAAUUCCACCUGGCUUGGAGGAGGAAAGAAUUGGUUUAUUUAUUGAAUGUGUAUUGUUAUUCUGAUAAAUCAUUCUUUUAAAGUCUGGGAUCUUCCUUGGCAGCAUCCAGCCCUCUGUUCUUUUGGUACAGUUGAAAGUACAUUGAAUUUGCCCUAAGUAGCCUCUGGAGUUCAUGCUGGGUUUCAGAAUUUGGGCGGGAGAUACAGAGAUGUACUGGAUUGAACUCAAAAGCGGUACCACCCCAGAAAACAUGCAUUUGGAAUUGCACUUUUAAAUGCUGUGCCACAAGUUUUGAGAUGAAUGCUGCUAAAUUGGUGCAGGCUGAAAAGCCGAACGGUGGCUACUGCUGGAAUUUACAGUAGCCCCCAAACGAACCUUUUCGUACACUAGGUAAGAGAUGUUCACUCCUCUUUCCCAGGGCUGCUGGUGGAGAGGCUCUUUCCUUUGCCAUCAACCUGUGCACGUAGGAUACCGAACAUUAUGGUCUGUUGCCAAAGA
Empidonax traillii (willow flycatcher) is the source of this 4892-nucleotide messenger RNA. RefSeq names its product glucose-fructose oxidoreductase domain containing 1 (gene GFOD1). The coding region runs from base 27 to 1199 and encodes 390 amino acids. The transcript has 2 exons. NCBI's taxonomy places the organism in Eukaryota, Metazoa, Chordata, Aves, Passeriformes, Tyrannidae. The record is from RefSeq and is a predicted model, not a curated record. Gene Ontology annotation, molecular function: nucleotide binding.